AUGUUGCCAUCAUUGUUCAUGCGGCUGUUACUACUGCUAUUAACAACAUGUGCAACAAUAAGCUGGGCAGUGUUCGAGUGUGCAAGUCAUGAAACGACGGCAUUUGUCCGUAUAGCACGAGCACGUCUCUCCGGAACACCAGUUGUUGUAUCCACUGCCGGACAUGACCUCACAUGCGCUCAGUAUUGCCGUAACAAUAUUGAACCAACAACAGGAGCUCAACGAGUCUGCGCUUCGUUUAAUUUUGACGGUCGUGAAACGUGCUAUUUCUUUGAUGAUGCUGCCACUCCAGCAGGUACUGCUAAUUUGGCAUCAAAUCCAUCAGCAAACAAUUUUUACUACGAGAAGACAUGCAUCCCAGGUGUUAGCGCACAUGAAGCAUGCACAUACCGAUCAUUUUCAUUUGAACAUACCCGAAAAACUGCUUUAGAAGGAUUCGUUCGCAAAUCCGUCCAGGUUGGGUCUCGUGAGCAGUGUCUAUCAGCAUGUCUUAAAGAAGAAGAAUUUGUUUGUCGAUCAGUAAAUUACAAUUAUGACACUUAUUUAUGCGAAUUAUCAACAGAAGAUCGGCGCUCCAAGCCGAAUCAUUUACGGCACAGUGACUCUCCCGUCGAUUAUUAUGACAACAACUGCCUAUCCCGUCAAAAUCGAUGUGGUGAAGCGGGUGGUAACCUGGUUUUCGUAAAAACGACAAAUUUUGAGAUUCACUUUUAUGAUCAUACACAGUCUGUUGAGGCACAGGAAUCAUUCUGUUUACAAAAGUGUCUCGAUUCCUUAAAUACAUUUUGUCGUUCCGUGGAAUUUAGUCCAUCCGAAAAAAAUUGCAUCGUAAGCGAUGAAGAUACAUUCUCCAGAGCAGAUCAGCAGGGUCAUAUACAGGGCAAGGAUUACUACGAACCUGUUUGCGUUGCAGCAGAUCUCAGUUCCUCGACUUGUCGUCAGCAGGCAGCCUUUGAGCGCUUCAUUGGUAGUCAGAUAGAUGGUCAACCAGUUGCUUCCGCUCAGGGUGUUACCUUAUCAGAUUGUAUAUCACUGUGCUUCCAGAAUCUGAACUGUAAAAGUAUUAAUUAUGAUCGCACACAAAUGACUUGUUAUGUGUUUUCGGUUGGACGUUCAGAUGCAAAUAUUAAACCAAAUCCUUCGACCGAUUUCUAUGAAUUUAACUGUGAAUCACAGUUUGGCGGUAUGGCCUUGUGUACCAACGAGGGAAUACGCUUCAUUGUGAAUACCAAAGAACCAUAUACGGGGGCUAUUUAUGCUGCAGAACGAUUUGGUACUUGUUCACAAGUUGUUGAAAACGCCAAACAAAUUUCGAUCAAUUUCCCACCACCUACUGUGUCCUCUGACUGUGGUACCGUUAUUAAGGAUGGUAAAUUGGAAGCGUUAGUUGUUGUUUCAUUGGAUGGUGUGUUACCGCAUCAAGUAACCACUGAAUGGGAUCGUUUCUAUCGCGUUUCUUGUGACAUAUCCAUGGAUAAGAUGAUGCAUGAAGGUUCGGUUAUUGUCACAACAAUUUAUGAUGCGGGGGAAACGAACACACGUGUUCUUGCUGUAGGAACUCCACCACCGGUAACUGCAACGUUGUCUUUCCUUAGUGAUGAUGACGAACUCCUGGAAAAAGCUUCAAUUGGUGAUUCAAUCCAAAUGGUUGUUACAUCUGAACAAGCUGGACCGCACAAUAUGAUGCUAACCGAAUGUACAGCAACAAGAGUUGGUGGAGAGGGUGACGCUGUACCUUUUACGAUUAUCGAAAAUGGCUGCCCACGUUACCCGGCCCUGGUUGGCCCCGUUCGACAAGAUUUUGAGAAAAACCGCCUCAAAUGUGACAUGAAAGCAUUCCGAUUAGAUGGUUCCUACGACGUUCAAAUUUUAUGUCAAGUAAUGUUUUGUGCUGGACCUAAUGGAUGCCCACCGAGUAACUGUUUGGAUUCUGGAACGAAUGAGCUCUUCAUGUCUCAUGGACGGCGGAAACGAAGUGUCGAUGAAAAUGAUCAAACAGAAGGUACACUGUCUGCAAUAAUACGAGUUCUCGCAAAAGGAGAAAACGAAGAAGUUUUACAAAAUACUACCUUCCCAAAUAACACUUUUUCGGAAGAAUUCGACCUGGUGUGCAUGUCUGAGGUGUGGUUCAUUUCAUCAGUCGUGUCCGUAUCUGUGGUAUGCUUGAUUCUAUCCGCAUUUAUUGUUGUAUGGGGCUGUAGUGCUUUGAAGAAGGAAAAGUUGCCAUUGUAA
Brugia pahangi is the source of this 2232-nucleotide messenger RNA. NCBI's taxonomy places the organism in Eukaryota, Metazoa, Nematoda, Chromadorea, Rhabditida, Onchocercidae. The record is from the annotation of a GenBank genome assembly.